AUGCCGAGCAUUCUCACAACAGGCUUCCUUUACUCGCAAUUCAUCUUUCGCCCAGCCUAUCCAAAAGGUACAUUAGAUGGCCAGACAAUCCUCAUCACCGGCGCAAAUGUCGGACUAGGUCUUGAAGCUGCUCGCCAUGUGGUUCGACUUGGUGCAUCCCGCGUAAUUCUCGGCGUGCGCAACGUGAAAGCCGGAGAACAAGCCAAGCAAGAGAUCGAAAAUUCCAACAGUCGUCCUGGAGUCUGUGAAGUAUGGGAAGUUGAUCUCGCUUCGUACAGCUCAGUCCUAGCAUUUGGGGACCGCAUUUCCAAACUCCCACGCCUUGAUUCGGCCAUCCUAAACGCAGGGCUUGCUACACAAACUUUCGAGCUUGCGGAGGGUUAUGAAAGAACUAUUACAGUUAAUGUGUUCGGCACUCUCUUGAUGGGUCUUCUACUUCUACCAAAAUUAAAGGCUACCAAGGCAGAUUACCCUGAGACCCAUCCCCACUUGACAUUCGUAGUCAGUGAAGUUCACAGGAUCCCAGACUUUGAGGAAUGGAAGGAAGACAAUAUACUUCAGAUACUCUCUGACAAGAACAAAGCCCAGAUGGAUAUUAGAUAUCCUUUAUCUAAGCUCCUGGAGGUCCUUGUGGUGUUGGAGUUAGCUGGACGAGUACGUGGCUCAGAAGUCAUCGUUAACAUGGUUAACCCGGGUUUCUGCCAUUCUCAACUGGGUCGAGAGGCUGGAUUUGCAUUCGGCGUGAUGAAGUUCAUCUUGGCACGCUCCACCGAGGUUGGAUCACGUACACUCCUUGCGGGUAUUCUGACUGGUCUUGAGAGUCAUGGCUCCUACAUGAGUGAUGGGCUAGUAGAAAAUACGGGGCUGUCUUCCUUUGUACGCAGCUCUGAUGGAGCCAAGGCUCGGACGAAGGUGUGGAAUGAGGUUACUACAAUCUUGGAAGGUGCUCGCCCUGGAAUUUUACAAAACAUCUAA
Molecule: messenger RNA, 975 nt
Organism: Penicillium angulare
Lineage: Eukaryota; Fungi; Ascomycota; Eurotiomycetes; Eurotiales; Aspergillaceae
Exons: 1
Coding region: 1-975 (324 amino acids)
Source: RefSeq, a predicted model, not a curated record